AUUUCUUCUCGGUUACCGCGGCGCUCAGCAUGUCCGGCAGAGGCAAGGGCGGGAAGGGGCUCGGCAAGGGGGGCGCCAAGCGCCACCGCAAGGUGCUGCGCGACAACAUCCAGGGCAUCACCAAGCCGGCCAUCCGCCGCCUGGCGCGGCGCGGCGGCGUCAAGCGCAUCUCGGGGCUCAUCUACGAGGAGACGCGCGGCGUGCUCAAGGUCUUCCUGGAGAACGUCAUCCGCGACGCCGUCACCUACACCGAGCAUGCCAAGAGGAAGACGGUCACGGCCAUGGACGUGGUCUACGCGCUCAAGCGCCAGGGACGCACCCUCUACGGCUUCGGCGGCUAAAGUAAUCUGACGUUAGACUGCGCUUUUAAAACACCCCAAAGGCUCUUUUCAGAGCCACCCACUUACGCUGGAAAAGAGCUGUGUCCUUUCAACCUAGUCGUAACUUAAUACUGAAACCACUUUUUCACAACUUUGAUAUGUAAAUAGUUUGCUAGGUAGCCCUGUUAAGAUUAAAGUACUAAAGUAGUUACAUGAAACUGCGCUUCUCUGUCAGACUGGGGAUCGUCACUCAGAAGUGAAUAUAUACAGCCAUAUCAACAGCUGAUGGCUUCAGCACUUGCUUCACCGAGAAAUUUGGUUAAAUCGCGGGAGAGGCUCUUUGAGCUCCGUGCCGGGGCAGGCGCCGGCGAAGCCCUAAGAGUCCGUUAGAGGUGCUGAGGGUGUGAACAAGGCAUGUAGGAGCGGAUUCGUAUUCAGAUCGCUGUGUUCUUCACAGGGCCG
Messenger RNA from Tympanuchus pallidicinctus (lesser prairie-chicken), 782 nucleotides. RefSeq names its product histone H4. NCBI's taxonomy places the organism in Eukaryota, Metazoa, Chordata, Aves, Galliformes, Phasianidae. The record is from RefSeq and is a predicted model, not a curated record. Gene Ontology annotation, molecular function: structural constituent of chromatin; DNA binding; protein heterodimerization activity. Gene Ontology annotation, biological process: nucleosome assembly. The transcript has a single exon. Bases 30 to 341 code for a protein of 103 amino acids. Gene Ontology annotation, cellular component: nucleosome.